Molecule: messenger RNA, 1303 nt
Organism: Alexandromys fortis (reed vole)
Lineage: Eukaryota; Metazoa; Chordata; Mammalia; Rodentia; Cricetidae
Product: potassium/sodium hyperpolarization-activated cyclic nucleotide-gated channel 4-like
Exons: 2
Coding region: 556-999 (147 amino acids)
Source: RefSeq, a predicted model, not a curated record
GCCUCCCCAUUUCGGGCACCCCGGCAACUCCCACCACCAGCUCAAGGAUUCCUGGAAUUCUGCUUGCUCCCCAUUUCAACACCCCAAUCUCCCCAAGGGAGGCACAGUGUCAUCUUCCUCUCUGGGCACAUUAGAAGUGGGAAGUCUUCAAGUAUGGAUAGCCCUGGGAUCUGUGUGUCCCUCUCCGCAUUCCCCGCAAGGGUCGCCACUGACAUGGCCCGGGCCGCAUUUCUAGGAAUGCGGGUGUCCGCGGACUAUAUCUGGAGAGGGUUUCUAGGAAGGUAGCCCCCAGCCACCCCUACCCACCUAGCCUCUGGGGCGGACUAGCUCAGCUGGAAAGCUCUAGCCCUCUCCCGGGCCGGGCUGGAGAGUAGCCGCCUCCCUAGUACGGCCAACCCCCUGCCGGCCCUGCCCCCGCCCCGGGGCGGCUACGGAGGGGAAGGGGGAGCACCCGGGCGGGGGCGCGGCUUUGUGGCAAGCGCGGAGGCCGGGUGCAGCCCCGUGGGCUCGGUGCGCUGCUCUGGGUUGCAGGAAAGCCAGUCUCUCCAAGCAUGGAUGGGGAGGGGGCUGGGUUUUGCUUUUUGUUUCUGGAAGUCCCCCUUCACCCUCCUUAGUCCCUGCGUGCAGCCGAGAGGAUCGUCCGGAAAGGCUACAGGGCCCCAGGGCGCACCCCACCCCGCGCACUCCGGCCGGGGCGCCAGAAGGCGCCGCCUGGGGGGGGCUCCCUGCACCCAGGAGGAGGCGCGCUGGGGCUUGGAGUUGAACCAUGAGGUGGAAAACCAGCCACCCCGCCCCCACCCCGGAAAACCUAUUCAAGAAACUGACUUGCUGCGUGACCCCGAUAUCAAUGCCGCGCAGAGCAAGGCUGCUGGCUCCCCGCCGCUCCCGACACUCCACGUGCAUCCGGGGACACGGCGGGCAGGGCGCGCUGGGGGUCCCCGAGAGUCUGGAACAGCUUACCACCUUCCCCUAGAUAAAGUUAAGGGGCCCUCCCUCUAGGAGCAGCUGACCUUAGCGCUCUGGCUGUAGCCUAGCUCGACUGGAGUAAAAUAAAUAGAUCAAAACUAGGUUUCGGGGUGAGGAUCCGGAUGUUUGGGACUGAAACGACACCAACUUGGGAGGUGGUUAGGGAAAAAAAGACUUAGCCAUUCAGGUGGGGGGGAGUGGCGGCUCUGGUUUCUCGCGCUUCCAAUUCCACCAAGGGGAGCAGAGGAAUGUGCCGCUCACCUCUUCUGAGAACACAUCCAUAUUUAUAAUUUAUUUUUAGGAGAAGUUGUGAGAAAGGGAGGGGGUUAAAUGGGGA